Molecule: messenger RNA, 2734 nt
Organism: Nerophis ophidion (straightnose pipefish)
Lineage: Eukaryota; Metazoa; Chordata; Actinopteri; Syngnathiformes; Syngnathidae
Product: E3 ubiquitin-protein ligase TRIM39-like
Exons: 1
Coding region: 394-2010 (538 amino acids)
Molecular function (GO): protein binding; zinc ion binding
Source: RefSeq, a predicted model, not a curated record
UGUGUGUGUGUGUGUGUGUGUGUGUGUGUGUGUGUGUGUGUGUGUGUGUGUGUGCGUGUGUGUGUGUUGUAGACCGACAGAUGAGGGGACGUCGGUCGGGGUCUGGGUCCUUAGACCAAAGUUGAAGUUUGGAGAAGGAACCCUGAGAAUGAGUUCUUUGUAGACGGUGGUUGAGAUCGGGUGUAGUGAGGAAGGCGUGGCGUGUGGAACAGGUGUGGCUGCGGAGGUAUGGGCGGAGGAAGAGAACACACCGGUGCAGCAGCAUUGAAGUGCGGUGACACAUCAGAAAAGUUCCCAGACAACAACACCUCAUUCCUUCCAGACGCCUCCGCCUGACAGAGGUAAAUCUCUCCUGAGGACAAGAUUUUGUCUUUGGUCUGGCUGAACGCCGACAUGGCCGCCAACUGCGUGCUGACCGAGGACCAGUUCCUGUGCGGCAUCUGCCUGGACGUCUUCAUCCAGCCGGUGACGCUUCCGUGCGGACACAACUUCUGCAAAGGCUGCAUCGACCUGCACUGGACCAUCCAAGGCAAGAACGACUGUCCCACGUGCAAGGUGGUCUUCCCCCAAAAACUGGAGCUGCACAUCAACAUCUUCAUCGCCAAGAUGGCCCAACAGUACAAAAAGUCCACACGGGUCGGCGCUCCGAGCGUCAGGCCGCGCGGAAGCGUCAUGUGCGACGUCUGCGUGGUGAACAAAGCGCCGGCGUUAAAGUCCUGCCUGGUGUGCGUGGCGUCCUAUUGCCAGGAGCACCUGGAGCCGCACUUGACGGCGUUGCAGCUUAAACGGCACCAGCUGACCGAGCCGGUCCAGAACCUGGAAGGCCGAAUGUGCGGGUUACACGACAAACCUCUGGAGCUCUUCUGCCGGAGCGACCAGACCUGUGUGUGCAUGAUGUGCUCGCUUCUGGAACAUAAGCAUCAUCAGGUGGUUCCGCUCAAGGAAGAGUGUGACAAGAAGAAGUCGGAGCUGUGGAAGACGGAGGCGGAGCUCGAGCGCUCUGUGGAAAUGAGGCGCAAAAAGGUAGAGGAGUUCAGACGCAUCGUCAAGUUGAACCGGGACGCCGCAGACAAAGAGCUGGCCCAGGGAAACGACUUCUUCCGUUUUUUGACGCAGUCUGUGGAAAAGGCUCAGGAUGAGCUUGUCCGGAACAUCGAGGCGAAGCAGAGAAGUAUUGAGCAUGAAGCCAACGCUCUGGUCCAAGAGCUGGAGAAGGAAGUCAGCCAGCUGACCAAGAGACAGUCCGAGGUGCGGCAGCUGUCACAUGCUCAAGAUCAGCUUCAGUUCCUGCAGAGCAUACGCCCGCAACCCUCGCUACGCACCAAAGACUGGACCAAGGUCCAAGUCAGUGCUGAGCCCUUCGAAGGCACAUUGAAGACCACCGUGCAGCAGCUGGAGGAGAAGCUCAGUAAACAACUGAAGAGGGUGAUGCGGUCCGCCGAGAUGAAGCACAUGCACCAGUUCGCCGUAGACAUUACGCUAGACCCGGAAACGGCGCAUCCCGCACUCAUCCUGUCCUACGACAAGAGGCAGGUCUAUCACGGAUCCGUGGACAGAGAUCUACCCAACAACUCCAAGAGAUUCAAUCCGAGCUGCUGCGUACUCGGAAAGCAGUGCUUCUCUUCGGGAAAGUUCUACUUCGAGGUCCACGUGGAGGGCAAGACCCGAUGGACAGUGGGCGUGGCCAAAGCAUCCAUCAAGAGGAAGGGCGUUAUCGCCAUCAGUCCGGAAAACGGCCACUGGGCCAUCUGGCUGAAAAACGGCAGCGAGUACGCGGCGCUGGAAGGUUCUCCUCGUCUUCUGGCAAUGAAGACCAAGCCCAAGCGUGUGGGAGUCUUCGUGGACUACGACCUGGGUCGGGUCUGCUUUUACGACGUCAACACCGGCGUUCUUAUUCACUCCUUUGUCGACUGCUACUUCUCUGAAGACAUCCAGCCGCUCCUCAGCCCCGGACUCAACCACGACAAGUUGAACUCUGCGCCGCUGAUACUCGGGUUGGCCAAUCACUGACAAGAACUCUAGCUUCAAGGGGCGGGGCAACAUGGUGAUUGGCUCGCUUGUUCUUGACCGCUUUCCUGUUUGUUGCAGGCCUCAAACUAUGGAACUUUCAACAAAACACAAGUACGAGUACUUUUUAAAAUCUUUCAUCUGGUUUUCUUGGCUUUAAUCAGCAACACUAUAUCUUCACGUUAGGCCUGUCCGAUGUUUUUUGUUGUUGGAUCUUUUUAUAAAUCCUUGUAUUGUUUGAUUUCAGUCAUUUUCCUGAACUUGCACAGCACUUUGGGGACACUUGAAAUGUUGUAUCUAGAAGUGCUGGGUAAAUAAACUGAGACCAUGCGAUGUCACAGUAGCUCCUUUUACUUUAUUUCUGCUAUUAUUCUCAACUUUUCCUGCUUUUUUUUUUAUCACUUAUCUUUUCCAUAAACCACUAAUUAUGAUUCUUGGGCGCUUUUGUGUGUUUUUGUUACUUUUUCUUUUCAGGCCAUUUUGUGUUUGGCUUUGAUCAGUUGAGAAGCCGGCCCUUGGUUUACCGAGCAAAGAGCUGUUUGAGCUCGCCUUGCCAGCGCUCUGGGGAUCGCGGCCGGACUUUACCGUGGAACUACGGAAAAAGCGGCGGGGAUGCCGUGCCGGCACAAAGAUGAAAGAGCAGAGAAGGAAAUGUACAGCAAGGCUGCAUUCCUGCUGUCCUCAGAAUAGUUUCCCUUGUGGAUCAAUAAAGAUUCCCUAAGUCUAA